CAAUCACCCCCUUAACGCGAAAGCGGAGUACACGCAAAAGAGCCCUCGCGCCCUCCCACGCUCUGCGCUUGCGCGAUUGGCGAACGGUGGUCACAUGAGUCGUUGCGUAGCGGCUUCGCCCCGCCCUCUCCGCUCGAGACGCGGCCGAAGGAAGAGGAGGAGGCGCGGACGAGGAGGAGCGCGCACUUUUUCAAAGCUCGCUCGAGUCCGAACGCGCCACAGCGUGGUGUGGCUGGCGACCGUGCACGAAGGGGUUUCGCUAGAUCGCCAGCGCCAGAGAGAGCUAGUAGCUACCUUCCUUUCCGACUGUGACAGCCGGCAGCAGUAUCCGAAACCAUGCGGGAGCUCGUCUUGGUGACCGCCCUCGUCCUAUGCUGCGCACUGCACCUGGUCACGUCAGCGGCACUCGGUGGCGACGACGAGGCGACGGAGUCCCACGAUCAAUGGCUCCAGAAUGACCCAGAGCUGCAACCGGAAGAUAUGGAUGAUUACAGCCUGCAGUGGGUGGGAACGCCGCCAUCUUCUGGUUAUUACCGCUGGCACGACGACAUCAUGCGCCGGUCCCGCAAGUCGGCAGGCGGCCGCUACACGGCGGGCGAGCUGGUCGAGAUGCUCCGCAGGCUGGCCGCGUCUAGGAAGCUGCGUCAGGUGCGCGUCGCCAACAAGGCCAUCCGGUUCGGCAUCAGCAAGAGAUCGCUACGGCAGCGCUUCUAGGCCGCGGGCUCCCCCUGCUGACCACGGCUCCUUCUUGUUAUACACGCCUAACGCGCUCGCUAACGUCUCCCGAGGGCGACUGCAUCGCUUCUCUCCUUCGUCCUCCUCCGGUGGCCGCCAGUGACUGCAAAGAAAGCGCCACACUGUACAGGAAGGAGGCUGUGACACUGCGUCGCACACAGCAUACUGUGUGUGGGGAACGCAAUGCUAUAGGCACGCCUGCCGCCAUGCCGCGUUUCCUUGCGCAUAUAGAGCACGGAAGCAUCGUUUAGAAAUACUUCAACAAUAAAGAAAGGUGAGGGAAAAAGAAGAGUGAGCUACGACAGUAGGAUAUGGUUAGUGAAAUUAAUUGAACUUUGGGGGUUUUACGUGCCAAAACGACGAUUUGAUUAUGAGGUACGCCGUAGUAGGAGACUCCGGAUCAAUUUUUACCACUAGGAGAUCUUUAACGUGCCCCCAAUGAACGGGACACAGGCGUUUUUGCAUUCCACCCCCAUCGAAAUGCGGCCGCCACGGCCGGGAUUUCGUCCUGAGACCUCGUGGUUAGCAGCGCGUAACACCAUCGCCGCUAAGCCACCGCGGCGGGUGAGAUGGGUGAUGACGAUCAUAAUAUGUCAUAAGAUAAAUAAAUAAUUGGGGGAACACCCUGCGUAAAAGAAAUACGAGCACUAUAGUGCGUCAUUAGCAUUCAAGGCUCUAAAAGCCGUCGCACGGAAGUCGUCAUGUCACAGCCUCUUUCCUCCAUCUAUACUGGCACGCAUUUAUUUACAGCUCGUGUCUCGCGCGUGCUUUUCCAGCCGUCGCUCUUAUAAGAGGCAACCACUUGGAACGCAUUUGCGGCGUCUCCGGCGUCGGCUCGUCUGAAUCACGUUGAGCGAUUUCUUUGCUGUAUAAUGCUGGUCGGAAAUGUGUCAGACAUUAAGUGGAGCUAUAGUUAAUGGGAGUCCCCAUUUAUUCAUCACGCGUCGUGAUACGGACGCGUCGACGCUGGGCCACGUCCGACACGCGUCCCAUGUGGGUGCCGACUCAUCGUGUAUUUGCGGAGCAGAAAGCAGCUUAACUGAUUUUCACGAGCGCAUACUCUGCUGCGUCGGACCGCGCCAGGAGGCUAAUACUCUCGCGGCUCGCACCGGCACGCCCGUGCCCACUACCACCGUGGUUUCAGGGAUACACAUAUACAUACAUAUAUACAUAUAUAUAUUUAAGAGGAAAUAUCUAUAUUUACGGGUAUACAGAUGUGUAUACAAGUACCCAACAAAGCAGGAGAUUAUAUCAAAAUAUAGAACAUGCGGAGGGUACGAAGAGCCAAUGAAAGGUGCGCAAAGUUGAUAAAAGUAAGACAACGUAUUCACCGGUGCCCAAAUGUAUUUUUCUAUACAGCAGACAGCUCUCGUAUGCCAAAUGGCUUUCUGCGGGGCCGCUCGCUAAAUACAGAAGGAAAAGAAAUGUUGGUAGAAGCAAAACGAAAGGCAUGUUGGUCGUCGUCUUGGAGCGUCUAGAGACAGCCUUUUUGCGAAUGAAGCGUUGCUCCCAAAGAUCGUGUUUUGUGCCAAAAAAGUGCUUAGUGUCAAUGAAAUGAAAGAAUUUUUUUUUUUUUUGCGUAGACAAGGCGAGUUUUUUGUGAGUGAAGAUGAAAUCGCUUUGAGCCGGCCAUCGAACAAGUUGAAAGUCAGGACUAGAAGUAAAUCGAAGCGACGAGAUUACUGCAACCGUUUAAGUACAUUGACACGUACGUAAAAGCAAAUAACUGAAAAUAGUUAUAGCUUGUGCGUCUCUAUAGCUGCGAGUAAUUAAGCUUACAAGGACUCUUCUUUGUUCUUUAGUUUGUUACCACUUUUGUCUCAUGAGCAUAUCCAUCGGCUUGUAGCUGAAUAUUUCUAAUGAAACUCUUUCGGGCAGCUCCCUUUUUUUUUUUUACCACUUGUAUGUGCCCACAGUGAAAGAAAUCAUUGAAAAACAAAGUUUACGUUUUACAUAAUUUUCUCUUUUCUUCUUGUGCUGCUGAGAGAAUGUACUUUUCGCAGGCUCAUGGCGCUCUACUUAGUUUCUCUCUAUUGCAUUUGAAAGCUUGCCACCUGUACUCAUCCGGUUUUAAUUACAUGGCCACGCACUCAGAACCGCGGCCAUUAUUUCUCAACGAGAUUAGUGAAAAAAUACAAGGAUGGCUACUUGUGAGCUUUUUUAUAUUAAAAAAACGAAAAUUUCAGAAAUCGGCGCGGUAUUUUCCCUUUUUGGUGGCUGUAUUCUGUUUGCUUGCACCUUGUUUGAUUUUUUCCUCCCUCUUAUUAGGUUGUCGCCCCUUAUCGAAGGAAAAACAAAAGGAUAGAACAUGCGAAUAUUUCAUAAGUCACCCACUCUCACCUAUUUAUUUUUUCAUGUCAUUAUUUAUUGUAAAGUAAAUAAAUAAUACCAGGCGACAAUUGCGAAUACGUGUAGCAAAACGUCACUUGACUUUCUCCUCGAUAAAUUAUCAAUCGCAAUCUCCUUCUGAAACAAAAAUGCUCAAGUUGUCCUUACGUUGUGUUAGUUUUGCAAUGGCUGUUCCGGUUUACAAGUUGCACCCUCUCCUGUAUAGUAAGCAGGCCAUUGUAGAGAAGAUGAACGCUUAGCUAUAAAAAUGUAAACAAGCCUUCGUUCCUCAGAGAAAGUUUUAUCGCAUUUGCUGCGUCACUGCUAUGCGACUUGCAUGUCGCACAGAUUGACACGAGAUUUCUUUUCACGGACAGCCAUAUUUUGACACGAUGGUUCUCGCGGAAGACGCAGAUGUCUCGAACGGGAGGCAGAACACUGAAAUGAACUUGAAAAAAGAUAACUGUACGACGAAUCUCCCAGCAUCAAAGGCGAACCGAACAAAAAAAAAAAAAAAAAGGGGGGGGGGGGGGGGGCGGAACAGGAAAGCCGGGCCUAAACUAAACUUGGUCUGUUUCAUGUAAACGGCUGAUAGAACCGCUUAAGUACACGUAAUUAGGAAUUAUAUUUCCUUUAUAGCUACUGUGUGGAUAAUAGAGCCUGUAUUUUUAUGUGCUUUAAGAACACUAGAAACUGCAAAAGGCAAGAAGCAGGCGUAUUUCUUUCCAAUAUUUACAGACGGCAUGGAAUUCUCCUGCUUGUUGUUAUAGCUUCUCCGCAUUUCACUCUCGGCUAUAGGAGUAAGCAUCCCGACGAUGAUGACAUGGUGAAUGAGCGUUCUCUGGCGCUUGAUAGAUGCGUACAGAUAUGAUUUGCCAUCAUGUAAUUCAUAAACUACACCUCCUCGUGACAUAAACCCCACAAUCUGUCCUCGGAUCACUGCUACUCUACAAGUAUGUGUUAAGUCGUUGAUGCGGCCUCAACAGUUUGGAAAAUGGCCCAUUACACAGACGCAGGCAGAGUGUGUGCACUCGCGCCUCCAAAGCCGCAGCCGUUCAAUCUGCCGCGAGUUCUGUAUAGAUUGCCACAUUCUUGUUCUAUUCAUUUACUUUUUUGUGUUUUUGUUGUUAUUAUAGUCCUUUUUACGGGCGCUCUCAGCAGUGUCGUAUGCUCAUUCCCCAUUCCGCGCUUGUUGAGAACACACAUAUCAGCCCGCAUUGUCCCUCGUCUUGUGCUCGGCAGUAUUUAGUGCAAGUGUUCCGUGUGCAUAUUGAAGCUGUAGCGGCGUUGUACUUGUGUAGGUGCUCGUGUGUGCGCGUGUGUGCUGGUCGCUUGCUCGCAUGCUGGCUCCGACAAAGUUCUUCCUGCUGCUAGUGACCGCGAAAACUACGCGAAAAGAUGGUUCGCGUUCGAGAAAAACAAAACGCCUGUGUGCUUGAGAGAUGUAUUCGCUCGUCUGUGUCUCAAUAAAACAAGUGACAAAAGUGAA
Molecule: messenger RNA, 4552 nt
Organism: Dermacentor silvarum
Lineage: Eukaryota; Metazoa; Arthropoda; Arachnida; Ixodida; Ixodidae
Exons: 3
Coding region: 337-714 (125 amino acids)
Source: RefSeq, a predicted model, not a curated record